AUGUCUUUUGCGUCACGGCUUGGUGCUCUAACGCGUGAGCUGGUCGAGGUGCUGGCGCCCCCGUCCGUCCAAACAGACCCCUCAAGGCUGGAGAAAAUCACCGAUGCUGCGUUGAAAAACUUGAAAUCUCAUACUUUUCUGCAAACCAAUCAUUUUGAAGUAGAAAAGGUCUUAGCUGGUCUUGAUGAGCGGUUCCGCAUCAACUGUCGGGAUGACCUGGCGGAUGCUUUACAACACCGCUUGGUGAAACUUUCAAGCCAUCCAUCGAAAUGGCAUCCUGAAAUCCUGCACCUUUUCUUGGAACUAUCUGAUCAACCGACGUUUAAAUCCAAACUCGGCGAUUUGAAGCUGUUGGGACGCAGUGAGGCCAUACCCAUAACAGCCUUGCGCUGGGAGGAUAUCGCAAAGGAAGACGGCUGGGAUGAUGAUGGUCUCCUCUGGCAGAACAUCAAUUACAGCGACGAUUCUGAAGAUGACAGCUAUGAGCAGCAGUUCACUUCCGAGCCCGAGGUCACCUCGCUGCACAGCGAUGAAGACUCUGCGGUACGCACAGCACCGUCUUACAUAUCGCACCCUGAAGAAUCAACUACAUUUGAACGGAUACAGACUGCGCAGAGGUGGAGGAUGCAGCCUCCAUCUGGGGACAUGUCAAGACAUACACGGAAGGUUCCUGUUUCUGAAAUCGUAGUUGUACGGGACGUCCUGUUCAUGCUCCAAGGACUCGACUGCACCCUCUUCACUCGAAAUUGCGCGGCGGUCCCAUCUUUUCAGCUGGAUGGCAUGGAGUGGGAGCCGUACAGAGCCAUGAUGCAGAGUUUCACCGAUUUUGGCGGCCGCCUUCGAACGCUUCGAAUGUUUGCGGGCCAGCGACAAGACGUUCCUCACUUGCAGGCGUUUCAGGAUUGCAUCUCUGAUCGACUUCGCAAACUUGAUCAUUACAUAUCGGAGCUGCAAACCAGUCUGGUAGCACCCUCAUCAGAUGUCGUGCUGAGCCUUGUCGGCACCAAAACGAAGCUGAUACCGUGGCUGCAACCACUACAUGCCCUGGCUAAUAUUGUGUCAACGAUCGAGGCCGAGCCGCAAUCCACACCAUUCCGAUACUUGGAGUUGGUGUUCGACGAGGUCUGCGUCGCGCAGCUCAGCGGAAAGGCAGAAUUGUACAAUUUUCUGGCGCGCAUUUUUGCCGAAUGCUUCAGGGUUUAUCUGCGGCCGAUCCGUCUUUGGAUGGACGAAGGCAAGCUUCUUUCAGCCAGUGACCUGUUCUUCGUGGCAGAGGUGUCUGCCAGCACCCCGUUGGGGAAGACAUGGCAAGAUCGAUACCGUUUGCGCGAGACGCCAGACGGAACGUUGCACGCACCCGCUUUUCUUCGAACGGCCAUAGGCAACAUCUACAACGCCGGAAAGAAUAUUAUUGUUCUGAAAUUGCUGGGGAAAUACGACACGGCAGUCUCCUGGAAAGCCAGAAACGAACCGCCUCUCGACUACGAGUCGAUGUGUCCGGCCGGGCAAGAACUUGUCCCAUUCGCCGAGUUAUUCGACACGGCAUUCGACCGCUGGAUUCAAAGCAAGUACCAUGCAACGUCGACUACCCUCAAAAGAAUACUUUUCGACGACUGGGCACUCCCCGCAACCCUCGACACUCUUCACGGCAUUUACCUCAUGUCUGACGGCUCAGCAUCAUCCACCUUUUGCGCCAGCAUAUUCGCUAAGCUCGACUCGCCGCAAGCAGACUGGCCAGACCGGUACGCCCUCACGGCCGCGGCCCAAGAUAGCUUCACCACCACGGACCCUGGCCGCCUGACUGUCGCCGUGUCUGCGGACAUGCACAACCUGCCCCCUUUCCAACGCCGCAACUCAGUCCGCACCGUCCUCAGCGGCAUAACUGUCAACUACCGCCUUCCCUGGCCCCUACAGCUGAUCUUCAACGACGCCAGCAUGCAGCACUACCAAUCCGUCUUCACCCUUUUGCUGCAAUUCAAACGAGCCACACAAGCGCUUCAGCCUCCUAGAAUACGAGACGGCUACUGGGCCGACCAGGGGAACCGGAGUGUCAGCGCCACAUUCUACUCUGCCCGCAGCAAACUCGUCUGGUUCUGCACCACCAUCCAAACAUACCUCACCACUCUUGUCCUCAUCCCCAUCGACACGCAGCUACGUCAUGACCUCGCGGCGUCCCACGACAUUGACAACCUUGUCUCCGCGCAUGAGAAAGCCCUCAAGGCAAUGGCCGACCAGGCCUGUCUGGGGAGUAGAUUGACACCCAUUAGAGAAAGUAUUCUCGACGUGCUUGAUCUCGCCCUGAAACUAGAACGAGUAAGAAGCGGUGGCGUUGACAGGGAGGAACAAGUCCACGUCAGCAAAUCGUACGAAACCACGUUGACGGACAUUAGAGUAGAGGUAGAUAGACAAGUCCGCUUCAUAUGGUCCGGCCUGCGGAGUGUUGCGCGCGCCACGAGCGACGCGCAGUCCGCCAAAUGGGAUAUCCUGGCAGACAUGCUCCAGGCCGGCGACACGACACGAGACUCUACUGUCCCUGUGGCUCCCCUCGCCCCCCUCGUCUUGUCAAGGCCAUCCGCCCCUAAGCCUGUCCGCGAAAAACUUCAUCAAGGGAAAAACCUCGCCCCUAUCCCUCGGCAUCCGCACCUCGCCCGCUCCCCACCUGACAACGUGCACAUUCGUAAAGUCCCGCCUGAUGGCAUCCUCCGUAUCCCCAGGGACCUGGCACACCAGCACGGGCGUAUCGCUCCUCACCCUCGCGUCCUGGGUCGACACCAUGCUCCCCGGCAGGCCGCCGCCGAUGGAAACGACGCCCUUGAACGCCCUGCCCGCUCCCCCGGACGCAGGAACCUCCACGACUCGCUCGGCAGCCAGCUGCGCGGCCAUGCCCAGGGCCAACGACCCGCCCUGCCCGAAGCCAAACAGCAGCACGUCGCUCAUCUCCCAGCCGCACUUUCCAACCAGCACACCCUUUAUCAGUCCCUCCGCCACGAGCGCCGAGGCCCUGGUGAAGCCCGGGUCGGGAUCCAACUCCCCCGUGCUCGGGUCCAGCACGACGUCGUCGCCCCAGUGAAAACGCCCCGUCGACGAGGGCGCGUCGUCGACGAGGGACGGCGGCAGCGGACUUGUGCCGCGGACAGAUAUGGCCAGCACGCCGGGGAGGUUGAGGCUGCGGGCGAAGCUGGCGAAGGGGGUCUCGGAAUCGCCCAGGCCGUGGAAGAGGACCAGGAAGGCGGCGGUUGA
Metarhizium album ARSEF 1941 is the source of this 3240-nucleotide messenger RNA. Its product is annotated as Spc97/Spc98. Gene Ontology annotation, cellular component: spindle pole; centrosome; gamma-tubulin complex. Gene Ontology annotation, biological process: cytoplasmic microtubule organization; mitotic cell cycle; spindle assembly. The record is from RefSeq and is a predicted model, not a curated record. Gene Ontology annotation, molecular function: microtubule minus-end binding; gamma-tubulin binding. NCBI's taxonomy places the organism in Eukaryota, Fungi, Ascomycota, Sordariomycetes, Hypocreales, Clavicipitaceae. The transcript has 3 exons. The coding region runs from base 1 to 3240 and encodes 1079 amino acids.